Messenger RNA from Jatropha curcas, 1509 nucleotides. Its product is annotated as multiple organellar RNA editing factor 8, chloroplastic/mitochondrial. Gene Ontology annotation, cellular component: mitochondrion. Lineage: Eukaryota; Viridiplantae; Streptophyta; Magnoliopsida; Malpighiales; Euphorbiaceae. Gene Ontology annotation, biological process: mitochondrial mRNA modification; cytidine to uridine editing. The record is from RefSeq and is a predicted model, not a curated record.
GAUCAAUUCCUCCCAAUCCCAUCAUAAAACCCUUCAAAACCCAUGCCCUCAGACUCCAUCAAAGGUUUCUGCAGAAAAACGAAAAUGGCUACUCAUCUCUUCACUCGCUCUCUCUUGGUCAGACCUACUACCAUCAACAAAAGCUUAGUUUCUCUUCUCUCGCGCUACUUCUCUUCCCUUCCAUCAACAUCUCCUGGUUCUCGCUCUUUCUGUUUUCUCCGUUCUCUUCGCCCACUCUUCACGGCUACAAAUUUUGUGUCCUCUAAUUCCCGGGCCCUCACAACCCGUUCUUUCUCAACCCGUACUACGACGUCAUCGCUCAACGAUCCAAGCCCUAACUGGUCUAAUCGGCCUCCAAAAGAGACGAUCCUGCUGGAUGGGUGCGACUUUGAGCACUGGCUUGUGGUUAUGGAGAAACCAGAGGGUGACCCUACUAGGGAUGAGAUUAUUGAUUACUAUAUCAAAACCCUUGCUCAAAUCGUAGGCAGUGAGGAAGAAGCAAGGAUGAAGAUCUAUUCAGUUUCAACCAGGUGCUACUAUGCAUUUGGAGCACUUGUGUCUGAAGAGCUCUCUUACAAGAUCAAAGAGUUGCCCAAGGUUCGAUGGGUUCUUCCUGAUUCAUACUUGGAUGUGAAAAACAAAGAUUAUGGAGGGGAGCCAUUCAUCAAUGGGCAAGCUGUUCCUUAUGAUCCGAAGUACCACGAGGAAUGGAUAAAGAACAAUGCUAGGGCAAAUGAGAGAAAUAGGCGCAAUGAUAGGCCUCGGAACUUUGAUCGCUCAAGAAACUAUGAAAGAAGAAGGGAAAACAUGCAGAACCGAGAUUUUCAGAGCACAAGAGCGGCUCCAAUGGAUAAUCAGGCAGUAAACAUGAGUGGACCAGGUGGACCUCCACCACCCCCGCCUCACAACUACUCGGCUGGACCUCCACCACCAGCUCCUCAAAACUACUCAGCUGGACCUCCACCACCCCCUCCUCAAAACUACUCAGGUGGUUCUCCACCACCCCCUCCUCACAGCUACUCGGCUGGACCUCCACCACCACCUCAUAGCUACUCGGGGGGACCUCCACCACCACCUCCUCACAGCUAUUCGGGGGGACCUCCACCACCUAACAACUAUGCACCACCACCUAACAGCUACCGCCCACCACCACCAAACAAUUACCCGCCACCGCCAAGCAUGCCAAAUUCUGGAUGGUCCAAUAACAUGCCUGGGAACAUGCAGCAGAACUUCCAGAAUGGUCCCACCAAUAGAGGCAUGCCUCACCAAAAUGCACCUUCCAACUACCAGAACUACAAUGGAAACAGGGAUUGAGUAGACACUAGGCAUGGAAGGAGGAAAUUUUUGGUUAUGGGUUGUAUUUGAUAACGUAUCGGUCACAAUGUUUAGUUUCCUGAUGAUAUUCUGCAUGGUGCUACUUGUCUGAUCAAUUUUAAAAAUAGAAUUCAAUUUGUAGUAUCUGUUUCAACCUGCUUAUUGGAUGCUCAAAAAAUUACUCUUCUACUUUCA